CACAAAUAUAUUUGAAAACCCUUUUAUCAAAAAUAUAUUGAAAAAUAACUUUUAUUUGAAUACAAACUAAACGUAAUUUCUAAACAAAUUUAUUGAAUCCGACAUUUGUUUUACACAUCUGAUCUUAACUUCAGUUGAAAUCAAAAUAAGAAGUUCAGAGAUAAUUGUCUGAAGCGAUGGCCGCAAAACGUAUCACCAAAUCAGCCAUAGAUUGGGCCAAAUUCAAUGAAGUGGUUCCCAAAGCUGAGAAACAGCUAUUCAAUCAAUUCAAAGCCAAGUCCGAUGGUUACCUUCGAAGAAUGCUAUCCUAUCCCGAAACGGCUCCGACCAUUGAUUGGGCCUAUUAUAAGAAAAAUGUCAUCAAUAAGACAGUCGUCGAUCAACUGGAGAGUACAUACAAAGCACUGUCUAUUACUUACCCGAAGGACACAGUGUCGGAACAGAUCGAUGGACAGGAAAGAGAAAAUGAUAAAGAAGUGCAAGAAUUCAUUGAGUCUUCAAAGCGGACUCAGACAGAGGCUCAAAAAAUGUACAACAAAUUUGAUGUAAUGCUUGAUGUAAAAGACAUGUCGAUCGAGGAAUUUGCGCUAACAUUCCCCGAUUGGGAAGUUCGACAAACUGUGCGUCCGUCGUGGUGGCCACACGAAGAAACUACACCCGGACUCACACAACAAGAAAGAGAUGAAAUCACUAAACUUGAUGGACGUCCGCAUUCACUCAUUUAGACAUUCAGUCAAUUAUAUUAAUUCAAAAAUGAUUAUACAGUAUAACUGUUGAGUAUAUAUGAGAUCCAAAUUAGAAACUUUUGUUUAAAA
Molecule: messenger RNA, 815 nt
Organism: Oppia nitens
Lineage: Eukaryota; Metazoa; Arthropoda; Arachnida; Sarcoptiformes; Oppiidae
Product: ATP synthase subunit d, mitochondrial-like
Exons: 3
Coding region: 177-725 (182 amino acids)
Biological process (GO): proton motive force-driven ATP synthesis
Molecular function (GO): proton transmembrane transporter activity
Source: RefSeq, a predicted model, not a curated record